AUUAUCUUUUACAAAGUCACAAGGUACAACUGUUGUUGUUACGCCCAUCAGGUUUUUGGAUUUAUUGAGGAUAUUUUUAUGAUGUUGUGGUAAAAAUUUGGUCCAUUUUGAUGAAGUUGUGGAAGCUGCUGGUAGCCCCUAGUCAGUGUGACAUGUUCAAUGUUCUUAUCCUUUCGUCUCUGUUAAUCAUGCGUGUCUGUCUCCCACUAUCAUCAGUGCACGUACCUUGUGAUCUUCCACACACACGUGAUCACACGCCAAUCAUUCUCUCAAGCCUCCCCAACACACUUCCAUGAUUCAUUCACUGUUGCCUCCUUUUUUGCCUAUAUAGCUUAAGGCUGGAUUUUUACUUGAUUUGGUGCUUGAUUGUCUAAUUAUCUUCAGCUAAACUUCGAUGGGGUUGUGAAUAUUAAAAUAUCUAGCCGGUGGGUAUUUCACAUCUCACUUAUAUUAUAGUCCGAGUUUGAGGUGUGUUUUUUUAGGCUAGAUUUGAAGAACUUUCCAGUUAGUUAUCUCUUAUUUUCAAGGAUUAUUUUAUUAUAUAACAUAUUGAGUGGUUUGUGGAUAUUGUUCUUUAAUUUUAUAUAUACUUCUUUGCAACCUUAUUAUUCUUCAGUCGCUUUUGUUUGCUCGAUUGAAAAAUUUCCUCUUUUUCUUUGUGAUUUUAACUGGUGGUCUUUAAAUUGGUGAGUGAGACAUGUGGGGAUGGGUUCUCUUUGAGUAGGAUUUAGGUUGAUACCUCACAUAAAAGCAAAGUGGCAUCCAAGUUGGACUUCAUGAUAAGCUACUUGUUUGUUGGUCGACUUUGGUAGCGAUUUGAGGCUCUUAUACCCCCAUGCUGCUAUAGAUAUCUUUUUAUUUUCCCCAAAAAUCCAGAUCCAAUCUUUGCAUCUAAUAUCUGGGAUAUCAAUCUUCAUAUAUUUUCUUUUGAUAAGGAUCUUGAUUAGGAGAGCUCGGUGUUUUUUUUAUAUUAUUAUUGGGGGCGUGAGAAACUUUUUUUUGGAAGGCAAGGGUGUGUGAGAAACUUGUUUUAAGAAGAAGCUACUGAGAGCUGUUAUAUGAGGUUCAAAGCUUUGGCUAUGCCAUGAAAAUUUUGAAUUAUACAAUAUGGGUAGCAACAGGACUAUUGUUUGGUUUAGAAGGGACCUUAGAAUUGAGGACAAUCCUGCAUUAGCUGCUGCUGCAAAGGAGGGUUCUGUACUCCCUGUGUAUAUAUGGUGCCCUAAAGAGGAAGGACAGUUUUAUCCAGGAAGAGUGUCAAGGUGGUGGCUGAAGCAGUCUCUUGCUCACUUGGAUCAAUCACUGAAGUCUCUUGGAUCCAGACUUGUGCUCAUCAAAACCCACAGUACUGUCACGGCUCUCGUGGAGUGCGUAAAGGCCAUUCAAGCAACAAAAGUAGUGUUUAACCAUCUGUAUGAUCCGGUUUCACUUGUCCGUGAUCACAACAUCAAAGAAAAACUAGUGGAACAAGGCAUAUCAGUCCAAAGCUACAAUGGAGAUCUGUUGUAUGAGCCAUGGGAAGUAUAUAGCGAGAGUGGACGUGCCUUUACUACCUUUAAUGCCUUUUGGAAGAAAUGCUUGCACAUGCAAAUGGAUAUUGUUUCAGUUGUUCCUCCAUGGCAAUUAAUUCCAGCUGAAGGAAAAGUUGAGGAAUGUCCACUGGAGGAGCUUGGUCUUGAAAAUGAAUCAGAAAAACCAAGCAAUGCAUUACUAGGACGGGCAUGGUCGCCGGGUUGGAGAAAUGCUGACAAGGCUUUAACAGAAUUCGUGGAGCAGCAUCUACUAGACUACUCCAAGAAAAGGCUGAAGGUUGGUGGAGACUCCACCUCACUCUUGUCCCCAUAUCUUCAUUUUGGAGAAUUGAGUGUGAGGAAAGUUUUUCAAGUGACACGUAUGAAGCAAAUAUUAUGGACAAAUGAAGGCAACAGUGCUGGUGAAGAGAGUGUAAAUCUUUUCCUCAGGGCCAUUGGACUUAGGGAGUACUCACGCUAUCUUUGUUUCAACUUUCCUUUCACCCAUGAGAAAGCACUUCUGGGACACUUAAAGUUUUUUCCUUGGAAUCCUGAUGCUGAUAUCUUUAAGAAUUGGAGACAAGGUAGGACUGGCUUUCCUUUGGUUGAUGCAGGAAUGAGAGAACUUUGGGCAACUGGCUGGAUUCACAACAGAAUAAGAGUAAUAGUUUCCAGUUUUGCUGUGAAAAUGUUGCUUCUACCCUGGAAAUGGGGAAUGAAAUAUUUCUGGGACACACUUCUUGAUGCUGACCUUGAAAGUGAUAUCUUGGGUUGGCAGUAUAUCUCAGGAGGCUUACCAGAUGGCCAUGAGCUUGAGCGCUUGGACAAUCCGGAGAUUCAAGGGGUUAAAUUUGAUCCAGAAGGUGAAUAUGUGAGACAAUGGCUACCUGAGUUGGCAAGAAUGCCAACUGAGUGGAUCCAUCAUCCUUGGGAUGCACCGCUUACUGUUCUUAGAGCAGCAGGAGUUGAGCUGGGUCAAAAUUAUCCAAAGCCAAUAAUUGAUAUAGAUUUGGCCAGAGAAAGACUCACUGAAGCUAUAUUCAAGAUGUGGGAAUCUGAAGCAGCAGCAAAAGCUGCAGGCUCUGAACCAAGGGAUGAAGUUGUUGUAGACAACUCUAACUCUCUUGAAAAUUUGGACACUCGAAAAGUUGUCGUUCUGGGAAAGGCUCCAUGUGCUACUAUUUCAGCUAAUGAUCAAAAGGUGCCAGCACUUCAGGAUUCCAAGAAUGAACCGCCUACGCGGAAGAGGCCAAAACAUAUGGUAGAGGAGGGGCAGAACCAGGAUAACUCUCAAAAUCAUAACAAAGAUACUGGCAUGUCAAGCAUUGACCAAGACAUUUGCUCCACAGCUGAUUCUUCAUCAUGUAAGAAGCAGUGUGCCAGUACAAGCUCAUAUUCAUUUUCAGUUCCACAGCAGUGCUCCUCAUCUUCUAAUCUGAAGUGGCCAUGGCAAGAUCAGACUGACAUGGAGCAGAGUUCAAGCAAAGAUGGAGCUAUGUGAGGUUAAUGUUGUUCUUGUUGAUAAAACCAGUAGCAGCUACAUUACUCACGGAAAGAAAAUGGUGCCAUAUUUAAAUACUGCAGUUUGUUUAGCCCAUGCUAUCAAUCAGUUGUGUAAUAGGUUAUGAAAUCCAACAGGAAGAACACGGAUUAAAACAAUAGUGAACAUUGUAUAUUAUGAACUUGUGCUGAUGGGCUGGUCCAUACACAUUCUGACAAGCCCGUAAUUACAAACUAUAUAAACCAAAUACUCUACACAAUGUAUUACUCUGAUAUCACUUGCAUUUUAUCCUUAUUACUCGAGCUUUUUUUGCUGCUCAA
Glycine soja is the source of this 3332-nucleotide messenger RNA. Its product is annotated as cryptochrome-1-like. The record is from RefSeq and is a predicted model, not a curated record. The transcript has 5 exons. The coding region runs from base 1108 to 3012 and encodes 634 amino acids. Gene Ontology annotation, biological process: blue light signaling pathway; circadian regulation of gene expression; entrainment of circadian clock by photoperiod. Gene Ontology annotation, cellular component: nucleus; cytoplasm. NCBI's taxonomy places the organism in Eukaryota, Viridiplantae, Streptophyta, Magnoliopsida, Fabales, Fabaceae. Gene Ontology annotation, molecular function: DNA binding; blue light photoreceptor activity; FAD binding.